Molecule: messenger RNA, 757 nt
Organism: Paramecium sonneborni
Lineage: Eukaryota; Ciliophora; Oligohymenophorea; Peniculida; Parameciidae
Source: the annotation of a GenBank genome assembly
AUGAAUAUUAAACUAGAAAAGAAACAAAGGUAUAAAUCGGUGAAUUCAGAGGAAAGAUUGAAAAUAAUCAAAUAUUUUCUAGAGGGUUCCCUAUCUGCUUCUCAAGUAUAAUUUUGAUCUAAAUUAAUAGAUUGCUUAGGUAACAGGUCAUAAUCUGUCAACUAUAAAAGCUAUAUUUCGUAUUUAUAGAAAUGAAGGAAGAAUAAAUAAAAAAUAAAAAAGGGACCGAGAGCUUCAUAUCUAAAAAAAUGUAGCAGUUUUCGUAGUGGAUGAGAAGUACUUACAAUAUUAAUUGUUUAUUAGGAAAAGAUCUUUGAACUUAAUUCUAAAAUAACAAACGAAGCAAGAAGUAAUAUUAAGAAGUCAUGAUCAAUUUUAUGAAUAAUAAAAUGAUAUAGUCAAUGAAACAAUAUAAUAGUCUGUGAACGAAGUCAUAAACAAUAUGAACAGUUAUCAAUCAAAACAGAAUUUUGACUAAGCUUUAAAAAUUAUGUUAAAAGAUGGGUUUAAUGGUGAUGAUUUUAUCAAUAUAUCAACCAUGGUUAAUUAAUAGUCCAAUACGUAUUCAUAGAUUAAUGGGUCGGCUAUUUCAAAUUUAUUUAAAAAUAAACAACAAUAGCCUUCUUAAAAAAUAGAAAUAAUCACACCCAAAAAGAUUUGGCCCAAAAAAAAUCAGGAAUUGAAUGAUCUUAAACGAGUUUUUCAAUAAUAAUUAGAAGAAUAUCUAGGAAAAUCUCAUUCUGACAAUUUAAAAUGA